AUGCUGUCAAACCAGUACCAGAUCAGCGCCGGUGAUAUGGCGGCAAACCUACAGAAACUGCCAAUCGAUGGCAACAAUAAUAACAACAAUAACGGCAACAAUAUGCCAACUAAACAGCCAACACAACCACCACCAAACAGAUUGGCCAUCGGUUGGCUGGAUCUGACAUUUUAUGGCCGAUCGCUACUAUCAAUGUGUCGCCAACCGAAAACCAUAUUAAACGAAAUUAGCGGCACCAUUGAUUUCGGUACAUUAGUAGCACUGAUGGGACCGUCAGGUGCUGGCAAGUCGACACUACUCAAGUGUAUCAACGGUCGUACCAAGUCGGGUGUCGGCAAGUCGUCCACAAUAUAUUUGAGUAGCAGUCGGCCGAUUAGGUCGUGUUUUAUUGUACAAGACGUUACCGAACACCUGCUAAUGGGUUUAACAACUAUGCAAUCGUUGGUCUAUUCGUCCAAAUUGAAAAAUGUUGACCAAGAAGGUAGUGGUGGUGGCGGUCGAGUAGACCAUCGGCUGAAUGCCCGACGAAUGUUGGCCGACCUGAUGAUCGGCGAUACGGCCGAUACUUAUGUGCAAAACUGUUCGGGCGGUGAACAAAAACGACUGGCCAUUGCCCUCGAACUGAUGGCCAUCAAUAAGCCUAAUCUUAUGUGUAUUGACGAACCGACCAGCGGUCUGGACAGUAAUGCAGCUGAAAUUGUAGUUCAAGUACUGAAAAACGUGUCCCGCAAGCAUAACAUGGCAAUCGUGACGAGCAUACAUCAGCCCAACAGCGAUGUACUAAUGCUUUUCGAUCAGCUCUAUGUACUGGGAAAAGGUGGCCUAUGUGUCUACGAAGGUCCACCCAAUCAGCUCCGGGAUCAUCUAAGCCGAUCGGAGUUUGAAUGUACCGAACAUCAGGUUCCCAUUGAAUUGCUGUUGAAGAUUGCCUCCAAACCGGAUCACAAUCUCCAACGAUUAGCUAAUCAGACCGUAAAGUCGAGACAGUCGUUGAGAAACAAGUGCCUAAUCGAAGGACAGUUGGCUCCCAAUGGUAUUGAACCGAAAACACCCGGAUUUAACAUUAGCCAGACAUGGUAUCUGUUUCAGCGUACAGCUGCCUAUUCGUUCAAAUCCCAGUGGAAGGCAAUGGUCGGCCAGUUUGUCUGUAUUGUAGGACUGAGCUAUAUAUUGACAACAAUCUAUAAUAAAAAUAUCGGUCAACCAGACGGUUGUUUUGCACUUAUAGACAAUGAUUUGUCGGCCAAUGACGGCAAUAGUAGUGGUGUGACGACGACAGUCGGCUGCGAUAAGACAGUGGAAGUCCUUAAAGUCGAGUAUCUGUUGUCACAGAAUCUUAGGUUUACCUUCUUUGCCGGUCUGAUGAUACAGUUUCUGUUGACAGUGGGAACGACACUAAUAUUUGCCACCGAAGUCAAGAUAUUUAUUAAUGAACACAAAAAUGGUUGGUAUAGCACUGGUAGCUACUAUUGGGCCAAAAGUAUUGUCGAAUUGCCAUUGAAUUUGAUAAUAGCCCUGUUCUACGUAAUCAUACUCUAUCGGCUAAGCAAUCAAAUUGACGAACAAAAUCGUUUUGUCGGCUAUCUGAUAGUCAUAACGGCCGGUGCCCUGUGUUCACAGGGACUGGGCUUUACCAUUGGUAUUGUUGCCAAUACUAACGACAAGCUAGCCAUUGUACUAUCAGUCGGGACAUAUCUGACCUAUAUUAUGUUGUGCGGUUUUUUUGCACCCAUCGAUGAAUUACCCGAAUCUAUCCGAUGGAUAACYCAYGGRUCAUAUGUUAAGCAAACAUUUGAAAUGCAAUUGUUUCUGAUCUAUGGUUUCGACCGAUGCCCUCAGGGUCUGGAGUCGUCAAUACUAUAUCAGAAUAAUUUGCGUGAAUCGGAUAAAUUCUGGCGAAACGCCCUAAUACUGGCCAUACAUACUGUCAGUUUCCGAUUGACGGCACUGUUGGCCUUACUGUCCAAAGCCAAUACGUUUUCGUUGACAGGUUUUCGACGUUCAACGUCCUCCUCUCGGACAACACGUACAGACAAAUUGUUUAGCGAAACACCCGUACAGGAGAUUAAUAAUUACAUGUGA
Molecule: messenger RNA, 2082 nt
Organism: Oppia nitens
Lineage: Eukaryota; Metazoa; Arthropoda; Arachnida; Sarcoptiformes; Oppiidae
Product: ATP-binding cassette sub-family G member 1-like
Exons: 3
Coding region: 1-2082 (693 amino acids)
Cellular component (GO): plasma membrane
Molecular function (GO): ATP hydrolysis activity; ATP binding; ABC-type transporter activity
Source: RefSeq, a predicted model, not a curated record